AUGGCUGAAGCUGCACUCAGUUGUGUUGGUGUAAUCUUGAAUAAGAUACUUCCACUUGCUGCCGACGAGAUCAGCCGGGUAUGGGGUGUAAAGAAAGACCUUCAGAAGCUUGCGAAGAAAGUAGAGAUGAUGGAAGCUUUGAUUUUUGAUGCUAAGUGCAAGCAAUCAACAAGCAAAGCCGUGCAGCUCUGGCUCAAAAGGCUCCGGUCCAUAGCACGUGAUGCUGAGAUCGUGUUGGAUGAUUUCGGAUAUGAAGUUCUGCGGCAGAAGGUUGAGAAUCGGAAGCGCGACAAGGUACGCAACUUCUUUUCUUCCUCAAAUCCUAUUUCCUUUCGUCUAGAGAUGGCUAACAAGAUCAAGAAUGUUAGCGCAUCUCUAGAGGAAGCUUACAGAGAAGCAAAUCAGAUAGGGCUUUAUCCAGCUCAACUACCCAUGCCAUCUGCUGAUCAAAAAGAGGAUCGGUCGACUGAUCCUUUUGUGGACGAGUCAGAAACGGUGGGAAGGGAGGUUGAGGUAUCUCAAGUUGUAAGCAUGUUAAUUAGCUCAGACUAUAAGAAGGAUUUACCCGUCAUCUCAAUAGUUGGGAUGGGUGGCCAGGGUAAAACAACCCUUGCACAGAUGGUGCUAAAAAAUGACAGUGUAGUGAAGCACUUUGAUAAAAAAAUAUGGGUAUGCGUGUCUGAUGAUUUCAAAGUGAAAAGGCUGUUGAAUGAGAUGCUACAAUCCCUCGAGGGAAAGAGUGCUGACACAACAAACACGGAAGCAUUGGUGAGGAAGCUUCAAGAAAAUCUGAAAGGAAAAAGUUACUUGCUUGUACUUGAUGAUGUUUGGAAUGAGAAUCGAGAGAAAUGGGAUGGCAUGAGGAGACGUUUGUUGGCAAUUGGGGGUGCUCCGGGAAGCAAAAUAUUGGCUACCACACGUAGUGAUGAGGUAGCCUCAGCAAUGCAAACAUCUGGUUUGCAUCAUCUAGACAUCCUUUCAGAUGAUCAUAGCUGGAUGUUGUUUGAAAAACUAGCAUUUGCAGACGGUGGUGCAAGAAAGACUCAAGAUCUGGUGGACAUUGGCAGAAGGAUACUGAAUAAGUGCGGCGGUGUGCCAUUAGCGAUCAAAGUGAUUGGGGGUUUGUUGUAUUCCAAAAAGGAUGUCUCGGAAUGGUUGACGAUUGAGAAGAGUGAAAUAUGGAACGAGUCGACCAAUAUUGCAAAUGGAGUCAUUUCUGUCCUGAAGCUGAGUUACGAGAACUUACCUUCAUUGUCAGUGAAACAAUGCUUCGCAAGUUGUUCCAUUUUCCCGAAGGACGCUGAAAUGAAAAAAAAAAGCUUGAUACAUAUUUGGAUGGCCCAGGGAUUGAUUAAUGAUGCCAAGGGAGGAGGAUGCCAUUUGCAAAUGGAGGAUAUAGGCAGUGAUUACUUCAACAUAUUGCUCCGGAGUUCUUUGUUGCAAGCUGCUCCUGAGUACGGAAUCGAGAGCUGUCGGAUGCACGACCUUGUGCAUGAUCUUUCAUUGCAAGUGUCAACUAAUUGUUUCUUAAACACAGAGAAUGGCAUGGUAGUCAGUCACGAUGACGAAGUUAUGCAUUUGACCGUCAUUCGGAGUCGAGGGAAGAUGUUAAAGAAUAUCGAAGGGAUUCCUCCAAAUUUGCAAACGCUUUAUUAUCUUGUGGGUGAUGGUAUUAUGCUCGAAGACAUCUUGGAAAGGUCUAGAUACCUUUCUGUGUUAAUAGUAGACUGCUACGGGAUGUUACUCAUCUCCCGAAUGCAGUGGGUAAUAUGA
Coffea eugenioides is the source of this 1773-nucleotide messenger RNA. RefSeq names its product putative disease resistance protein RGA3. Gene Ontology annotation, molecular function: ADP binding. The record is from RefSeq and is a predicted model, not a curated record. The coding region runs from base 1 to 1773 and encodes 590 amino acids. The transcript has a single exon. Gene Ontology annotation, biological process: defense response to other organism. NCBI's taxonomy places the organism in Eukaryota, Viridiplantae, Streptophyta, Magnoliopsida, Gentianales, Rubiaceae.